This is a messenger RNA of Suillus plorans, 834 nucleotides long. RefSeq lists its product as uncharacterized. The record is from RefSeq and is a predicted model, not a curated record. The transcript has a single exon. The coding region runs from base 1 to 834 and encodes 277 amino acids. Lineage: Eukaryota; Fungi; Basidiomycota; Agaricomycetes; Boletales; Suillaceae.
AUGCUGAGAAUCUGGAACGAUCCAAAUCUUAACAUAUGCCCAGACUACGUAUCAGAAGUAUUCGCCAAUAUUCAAGCGCAACUAGUCAAUGACAACACAACCAAAGCUCAGGUCAUGCAAUUGCUCCACAACAUCUGGGAAGCCAACAAUAAUGCUAUCAAGGUGUUAUGGCAACAGCAAGUCGACAAUGACAGAGAACAGCAAGAGCAUCUUCGGAGGGUAAAUGAAGACGAGCAAGAGAGACUUAAUCAAGAGAAGGUUGAGGAGCAGGAAACAGCAUGCAAAGAGGAAAAGAAGAAAAACAAGCACAAGUUUCUUCCAAUCCUAGAAACCGGCAUACCGGACGAUCUGACCAUCACACCAUGCUCCUACGUGUUGAGGAAGUUAGACAACGGCGAGUAUGUGGAGCUCUGGUACUUCACUAAUGAUGGCCUAGAUGAAGCCAAGCAGAAGAAAACUGUCAACAAUGACACUAUGAUUCUCUCGACAUUGGCGGAUGGUUCGACAGCUUGGGUCUCGUCAGCAUCCAUGAGGAGUGCUCGUGCAGUGGUGAAUGACGAAAAUCUACCCUUUGAGGAGUUCUGCCAAGCUUGUCCGCGCUUCCUAACAGCGAUAGAGGAAGCGGAAUGGCCACAAGACAGAGUAAGGAUGAUGGCACGAUUCUGGAUGAACAUCCAGGUUCACCAGUUUCACUCAUUGAGGGAUCCCAUAGCCCAGAAAUCGCUGCUGGUUUAUCAAUCAGAACAACGUAAACACUGGCACAUAGUGGUCAAAUCCUCAGUUGGUCCUUACGACCUAUCUCUUGUCAAUGAGAAGGUCCUAAAGGACAUGUGA